CGCUGCACGUGUCGACGUCAACGCAGGUUUAGAUACAAUGGCUACCCAGUCGGUCCAGACUUUCGGCCGCAAGAAGACCGCCGUCGCGGUGGUCCACUGCAAGGCGGGCAAGGGUCUUAUUCGCUUCAACGGCGCCCCCAUUGAGCUCAUCCAGCCCGAGACUCUCAAGUUCAAGGCUAUGGAGCCCAUCAUCCUCCUCGGUCGCCAGCGCUUCGCGAACCUCGACCUUCGCAUCCGCGUGAAGGGUGGCGGUCACGUGUCCCAGAUGUACGCCGUGCGCCAGGCCAUCGCCAAGGCCAUCGUCGCCUACUACCAGAAGUACGUCGACGAGCAGAGCAAGAAGGAGCUCAAGGAUGCGCUCCUCACCUACGACCGCACCCUCCUCGUCGCGGAUCCCCGCCGCAUGGAGCCCAAGAAGUUCGGCGGUCGCGGCGCGCGCGCUCGCUUCCAGAAGUCCUACCGUUAAGCGGCUUCUCGUGGGGUUUUAUGGUUCGCGGCGGGACGCGGGCGCUGAUAGAGCUCCGUAUCUCGUCGCACUGGAGGGUGUAAUACAGGUAUUCCUGCUAAA
Micromonas commoda is the source of this 568-nucleotide messenger RNA. RefSeq lists its product with no specific name. Gene Ontology annotation, molecular function: structural constituent of ribosome; RNA binding. The record is from RefSeq and is a predicted model, not a curated record. The coding region runs from base 38 to 466 and encodes 142 amino acids. Gene Ontology annotation, biological process: maturation of SSU-rRNA from tricistronic rRNA transcript (SSU-rRNA, 5.8S rRNA, LSU-rRNA); translation. The transcript is spliced from 3 exons. Lineage: Eukaryota; Viridiplantae; Chlorophyta; Mamiellophyceae; Mamiellales; Mamiellaceae. Gene Ontology annotation, cellular component: cytosolic small ribosomal subunit; ribosome.